This is a messenger RNA of Cryptotermes secundus, 3781 nucleotides long. RefSeq names its product tetraspanin-18. The record is from RefSeq and is a predicted model, not a curated record. Gene Ontology annotation, cellular component: membrane. The transcript has 10 exons. NCBI's taxonomy places the organism in Eukaryota, Metazoa, Arthropoda, Insecta, Blattodea, Kalotermitidae. The coding region runs from base 809 to 1693 and encodes 294 amino acids.
AGAUUAUAUAGUACUGUUAUAUCGGAAAGAAUACAAAAUGCGUAUUAAUUUUACAAACAUUCGUGCGCAUUCUCCAACGACAAAUACUGUGCGACGCCCCAGUCGUGGUCCAAUCGCUAGAGCAGUCGGGUGUAUCUCUGCGUUUUGUCUUCCCUCGUAUCGUGAACUAAUUGAACCUCGGGUCAUCUGAAGCUGGGCUUACAGACGCCUGUGAACUUAGCUAACAGGUAACAACCUGUUAUUGCAGGUAGUAGUUUACCUGUAUUGAAAGUUCCGAUUUUAAAAUGCCAAGUUUCUCUGUGGUGAUUUUCAAGUAGAACAAUGAAACCUUUAAGUAAUGAGCAAAUAAUUAAAAUAAGUGGAAUUAUGUAGACAGAACUGAGAAUCUAUGCAGUUUUUUAGUGUUAUUCAGUCCAUAUUCAUUCGCCAUAUGCAUCACAUGGGCCUUGUUUAAAUUGUGAUUUGUACGUAUGGACAUCUGGUGGUCUGUUUGCGAAAUGAUGUGAAUGUUUAUGGUAUCCAGUUGUCAAGUUGCAAACGAUUAUAGACAGUGCUCAUUUGGCUCCUUUCUUCCCCUUCUUCUGCAUUUAAUCAUAGUCAACUGCGCCGCAUGAAGUGGUGGAAGGGGCUUGGCCUUGCGUGAUGCCAUCAAUGGGCGGGCGGUCCUCACUGUUCUCUGGGCUGUGGUGAUGUGGUGAUGGUCACUGCAUGUUGUGGACAACGCGCGACGCCCUCUUUCAACUGUCAGGGCUGAUGAAAUAGAGCCCCGAAGUUCGAAGCUGGCUGCCACAACGACGUCCUGGUAACCAUGGCCAUCGGCUGCGGACUAAAAUGCUCGAAGGGCGUGCUCCUCACUUUCAACCUUCUGUUCUGGCUCUCCGGCGGUGUAUUCCUCGUCGUGGGCAUCUGGAUAAUCCUGGAUCCGACAAAAACACAUCUGUUUCAUCUCACUUACACUGAAGACGUGGCUGCCGAUCUCUUGCAGUACUUGGGCUACUGCUUGGUGGCCAUAGGCUGUGUGAUAUUUCUUGUCGGCUUCUGCGGCUGUUGUGGCUCUCUGUAUGAACGCCGGUCUGUGCUCAUAACGUACUUUGUAUUCUUAUUUCUGUUGCUGUGUGCCGAGUUAUCGGUUGCCGUCGCAACUCUGAUCUACCGAGAAGACUUCCUCACGGGUCUGGAGAACCGGCUCUUGAACCGGUUCAGAAAUCUCUACGGCAGAGACUCCAGUGUCUUCACUCAGGCCAUAGACCAAGCACAGUAUACAUUCAAUUGCUGUGGUAUCCUCUCAGAUGCUGAUUACGUCAACACAAAAUGGAGAAAUGAAAGUGUGGGAAUUUCUAAUCGUUCCAGAAUCAAUGUGCCUCUUACAUGCUGCACACUAGCAAACCCUGAUGUUUCCAAUGCUGGAAGUCCAAUUAUUGUAGUGUCAAGAUUUUUCACCGGAACUGUGGAGGAAUCCUGGCAGCAUCCUCAACCAAAGGAUGAAACGGCAUGUCAGGAUACUGAAGUAAAUAAAAACCAGAUGGCAAGGCACAAAAAGGGGUGUUUAGAAGACCUGGAGAAGUGGUUCAAGGAAGAUACAACAUUACUUAUUGGUCUUGGUAUUGGAAUAGCUUUCUUCCACAUGAUUGGGAUGAUACUUUCUAUUGGUUUGUGUCGAAAUAUUGGAGAUGGAUUGGCACAAGGGCAUUGAGGACAUAACAAAAGUGACAUCUUCAGAGCAGAGAGUAUCUUAACUGUCAAAAAAAUAUCAUUCUAUUCUAAUAACUGCCAGUGUUCUGUGUGUGAAUGGCUGUUCAAUUAUGAACCCAAAUAGCUGUGAUGUAACUGGACAAGUGUUCCCCUGUUGCAAAGCAAAGUACAUACUCAGUACAUUUGAAAAGGUUCAUUAGAGUAAGAUCCACCAGUAUAUUUUUGUCAGUCAUCAUGAUUGUACAUAAAAAAGUAAAGAAAAAAUAAUGUAAUUUUAAAUGUCAUGGUAAGGGAGAUCAAUAAAAGAUCCAAACUGCUACUAUAUUAUUUAACGCCAGUUUAUUUAUAGAGUUGUGAUUUAUGUAAUCCAUAUUUUGCUCAUGCUUUUGAAGACAUGUAACAAAGUGGAGGUAAAGCUCCGUGUAUUCUUAGCCUCGACACAGGAUGGAUAUUAAUGACUAAUGCCAUAAUUUUAAGCUCAUUCAAUUGUUAGGCUAUGGUAUAAUUUGUAAAAGUGAACAAAAUAUGAUGUAUGAUUUGUUAUGAUAAAUAUGUUGCAAAGUAGGGUUGAAACUUGUUCCUUUUACUCCUCAAAAUGUUUGUACAAAUUCUAAAUGAGGUGUCGUUUCCAAAUAUUCUAUCCAGGUAUAUUUACAUACUUAACCCAUGCGGUACUUACAUUGUUGAGCUACGUGUCUAUAGUUAAUACAAAUUUUUUGCUAUAUCUAUACAUGAUUUAGAAUUAUCAGCAAAACCAGAAUUCAGUGAUAAGUUACAAAACUGAGCUAGAAUGAUAGGUCUAAUAAACAUAAAUAUAACUAAUUGGAAAUGAGAGAUCCAUAUAUGCAAAUAUCAUAUAUAAAAUAAUGCCUACAUUUUCCUCAAUUUAUAAUACACCAGCAAAUUACAUUUUGUGGAAUACUCGGCCAAUCAGAAUGCCAAACUAGAAGAAAUGAACACCUUGCCAAAGGCACAGAUGUAGGCCAUGGUUUGCAUAUUUUGACAUGGGAUAUGCUACUGAUGUAAGCAUAGAAUUCUGAACAAAUGAUCAUGCUUCUGUUCAGUGCAUUUCAAUAGCAUCCUGAAAUCUGAACAAUAAUAUAUUAUGGUACAGAGGAUUAAAAAUGGAUAGAUAUUGGCUGCCAGAGGCCUAGGCUGCAGGUGUGAGCACAGAAAAGGAGCAGAUGAAGCAAGACUUAAUGGUACAUUCAUGAACAUUUAGGAUAUAACCAUUUGUGUGAGAUGAAUUAAAUAAUGAUUGUUUUUUACAGGAUUGUAACAUUUUGGUAAGAUUUGUGUGUGUGACAAUAAUUUUUCAUUGAUGUAUGACAUUGGGGAUCAGUCAAAAUAAACUGCACACUGAUCAUCUCUGAUCACAGUACGCAGCUCUCAUUUCAAGAAAGAAUUCCAGUGCACAUGACCAUGAUAUAUGAGGUAAACAACAGUGGUACCUGAUCUACAUACUAUAUCUCUUCUGCAAGUGAAGUAAUGAAUGCUUAAGGGAGAAAAAUGGAGCCAUUAUUCUAUAUUGAACACAGGGGUGAUGUGUUUUCUUAAACAUGCUAUGCAGUUUUCUACUCCCUUCCAGUUUCACUUUUAGCCUAAUUAGCCUACUGUUUUGUUGCCUAGAAUAUUAUCUUUUCACAUUUGCAUCAACAAAAUAUUAAGCAGCUAAGCACAAAUUAAUUUCUUUAAUUUAAAUCUGGAUUACAGUUGUGCUGCAAACAAGGUUUUUGAUGAAAUACAAAUAAAGAGAGUGAUCUACAAAUGCAUAUGAAACAAAGAAAUUUGCUUCUUAUGAAAAAAUCUAGUAUUUUCAUUUGUUGAUUUAAGUGGUUAUGAAUUUUCAUAUGUGUGUCAAGAAGUUUCGCAGUUAAUAUGCUACAUGUUACAAUAUGGCUAUUAACCGUUAACUAAUCAUUAUACAUAUACCUUUGCUAAAGUGUAAAAUAAGUGUGUGUGUUUUAAAGAACAGUAUUGGGAGGCUGAUGAAGACCAUGUAAGUUCGAAACAUGUAACUCAUAUAUUAUUAUAAUUAAUUGAUAAUGUACAUAGAUAAUAUGUAAUAAUAUUUUUCUUGUGAUAUUGA